AUGGUGCUUCUGGGUUUCCUGCAGGCCGGAGGGUCCAUGCUGGAGCAGGAGAUGGAGCAGGUGACAGGCGACAACCUGCUCUCCAAGCUCCUGGUUCCCUGCUCCUUCAUGCUCAGCCUAGUCUACCUGUUCUGCCUCGCUGUCAGCCACUUGGUCCUGCUGCCCCCUAGGGCGAAAAGUCCACCAUACAUUUUCUCCCCAAUUCCAUUCCUUGGGCAUGCCAUAGCAUUUGGGAAAAGUCCAACUGAAUUCCUAGAAAAUGCAUAUGAGAAGUAUGGACCUGUAUUUAGUUUUACCAUGGUGGGCAAGACAUUUACUUACCUUCUGGGGAGUGAUGCAGCUGCACUGCUUUUUAAUAGUAAAAAUGAAGACCUGAAUGCAGAAGAUGUCUACAGUCGCCUCACAACACCUGUGUUUAGAAAGGGAAUUGCAUAUGAUGUGCCUAAUGUGGUUUUCUUGGAACAGAAGGAAAUGUUAAAAAGUGGACUUAAUAUAGCCCACUUUAAAUAG
This is a messenger RNA of Perognathus longimembris pacificus (Pacific pocket mouse), 510 nucleotides long. Its product is annotated as lanosterol 14-alpha demethylase-like. The coding region runs from base 1 to 510 and encodes 169 amino acids. The transcript has a single exon. NCBI's taxonomy places the organism in Eukaryota, Metazoa, Chordata, Mammalia, Rodentia, Heteromyidae. The record is from RefSeq and is a predicted model, not a curated record. Gene Ontology annotation, molecular function: heme binding; iron ion binding; oxidoreductase activity, acting on paired donors, with incorporation or reduction of molecular oxygen.